AUGUCAAGCAAUGACAAGCUAGCCAACCAAAAACGGUACCAUAUGAUUGUGGAUCCGAGCUCUCUGGUGUAUGGAGGAAUUUCCAGACUCAAGAAAUGGCAAACAGAGUACCCUCUGACGGUCUUUGUUCCGAACUACACACUGCGAGAACUGGACUUCCUCAAACGCUCCAUCAACCCUGUUGUCGCCCGAAACGCGCGGGAGAGCAUUCGUAUAAUUGACGCGGCGAUAUCUGAAGACCCUGCCGACGCCCAGAAUCCUCGUAUAGCGCAGUUUCUUCUGGAAUCUCCCGAGGAAGCAGGCCCAGACUGGAAAAAAGCUUCAAGCUACAGACAACGGACGCCCCUGGUAAACGAGAUCCCAGCAAUGGCUAGCGGCUACGGACUGUACCAGGAGCCUCGGAACAAGGCUAUGCGCUUGGUGACUUCCGGUUUCGAAGAGCAGGAGGAAAAAACGAAAAACACGGAUCAGCACGAAAAGGCCAAGGUCCCGCCUCGACUGAGGUACCUUAUCCGCUCGUGCAUUCAGAAACAGUUCGUCGAAAAUAAAAAGCGAAAACCCAAGUCGAGAAUUGAUUGGGUGGUCGUUUGCGAGGACCCCGUCACAACUACAUGGCUCCGGUGUUUUGGGUUUAAAGUGCUGAGCAUGAACCAGAUGCAAGCGUUUCUGGAACGGCCAGACUCCAUCGAUUCACCGCAAGUGGAGAACGGGGAGCCGGGAGUGGUGAAAACACAGGAUUACAGAAAAAUCACAUUUGCUCCCAGAGGAUCGGGCAAGUUGUGGAAACCAUAG
Messenger RNA from Ogataea angusta, 792 nucleotides. RefSeq lists its product as uncharacterized. The record is from RefSeq and is a predicted model, not a curated record. Bases 1 to 792 code for a protein of 263 amino acids. NCBI's taxonomy places the organism in Eukaryota, Fungi, Ascomycota, Pichiomycetes, Pichiales, Pichiaceae. The transcript has a single exon.